Bacillus rossius redtenbacheri is the source of this 1190-nucleotide messenger RNA. Its product is annotated as PSME3-interacting protein. The transcript is spliced from 8 exons. The coding region runs from base 214 to 1170 and encodes 318 amino acids. NCBI's taxonomy places the organism in Eukaryota, Metazoa, Arthropoda, Insecta, Phasmatodea, Bacillidae. Gene Ontology annotation, cellular component: nucleus. The record is from RefSeq and is a predicted model, not a curated record.
UAUAUUAUUAGACUUUGUAAUGGGUGCCUACUUAUCCCUGUUGUGUUGCUGUUUCGCAUACGCAUAUAUAUUAAUAUAAAAAUUGAUCGAUUAAAUCUCUUAUAUAGUCUUUGAAUUAAGCUGAAAUGAGUGGUUGGUGCAAUGAGAUUUAUUAAAUCUCAACUCCAAUAGAUAAAGUUAUAACUUAAUUAUUUUUAACUAUCAAGGUUCACGAUGAGUUCGGGUUUCAUCUCGGAAGCAGAACUGGAGGAACAACGCCGAGUGCGGCAGGAGCAGUGGGAUAAAGUUCGCAAGCCUGAAGAGCCCGAGGCGUGUCCCGAAGUUGAAUACGACCAUCGCUCACUGUUUGAACGCUUAGAAGAGCAGAAGAAUAAGCGAGAGAUGGAAUAUGAGGAGGCACACAAACUCAAGAACAUGAUCAAAGGACUGGACGACGACGAAGUGGAGUUCCUGGACCUGGUGGACAGGAGCAAGAUGGAGGAAGAACGCCGCAAGUCCGCGGAGGAGGCGCGCGAGAUCAACGAUUUCCGCAAUGCUGUGGCUACGUUGCAAGAGCGACAUCUCGAGGACAGAAUCAACUCUGAAAUCCGGACGAGACCAGCUCAGUCAACCAAUGGCAGUGGUCGCAGCUCCCAGGUUCGUCUGCUGGCGGGUGCUGUCCGCAAGAGACCUGUCGAGUCCUCCGUCGAGCAUUCGGGCGGGGGUUUGCAGAAGAAGACCAAGCUUUCGUCAGAAAUGAACGGAGUAGUGACCAAUGGGGAAGUACGAGCUGAGACGGAAACCACGGAAGCCGACACAACAACUGGAAAAGUUCAGCCGUCAGAAAGUGAUUCGAGGGGCGGGCGGCCCGCGGAGGAUGAUGACGGAGGCCUGCGCUGCAUCGGCAUCCUGCCGGGGCUGGGCGUGUACCCCGACACCAGCGACAGCGACCAGAGCUCCGACACGGACCAGGACCUGCCCGAGAGCACUGGGCUGGACCUGCUGGGCCGCAAGGCCGCGGAGCCCGCCCCGCCCCCCAAGUCCUCCAGCGGCUCCGGUAGAUUCUGCUUGCUCUUCUCCGUGAAGACAUCUGGCGGCCAGAGAGUGACUCAUUGUACUUUCUGCAUUUGUGCCCUUUCCAGAAUGAAAGAUGCACACAGAAUUCAAGUGUAUUUAAUGGAUGGACAUUAAACUUCUUAAUCUACUUCAUA